This is a messenger RNA of Daktulosphaira vitifoliae (grape phylloxera), 2861 nucleotides long. RefSeq names its product nucleolar protein 14. Gene Ontology annotation, cellular component: nucleolus; small-subunit processome; Noc4p-Nop14p complex. The coding region runs from base 157 to 2712 and encodes 851 amino acids. The record is from RefSeq and is a predicted model, not a curated record. The transcript is spliced from 14 exons. Gene Ontology annotation, biological process: maturation of SSU-rRNA. Lineage: Eukaryota; Metazoa; Arthropoda; Insecta; Hemiptera; Phylloxeridae.
CGUUUAUCAUACACAUGAAGUAAAUGUUUCAUGCGUGAGACUAUGUAUUAUUUUCAGUAUAUCAGAAUCAUUUUUAUAUUUAAGUGAUAUAUUUAAUUAUUAAUUUAAUAUUUAGAUUAUUCUUUUCAUUUUUUGGUUAAAUUAAAAAAAUUCGCUAUGAAAGUAAAAAAUACCACUGAUAAAGAACUGAAUCCAUUUGAAUUACACAUAAAUAAAAAAAAAUUUAAUAUUCUUGGACGAAAAACUAAAAAUGAAGUUGGUAAACCAGGUAUUGCCAGAUCGAAAGCUAUUCAAAAGAGAAAAAAAUCAUUACUCUUGGAAUACAAAUUGAAAGAUAAAUCUAACAAAUUUGUUGAUCGUAGAAUUGGUGAAAAUAAUCAUGGUAUGACAGCUGAAGACCGCGUCAUUGCAAGAUUUACUGCUAAUAGAAUUAAAGCUCAGAAAAAAAUGAAGUAUAAUCUAGGAGAAGAGGAAGAUCUUACUCAUCAAGGUCAAGCCCUCUCUUCGAUUGAAAAAUUUGAAAAACCAAUCAGUGAUGAUGAUGAAGAUUCUGACGAUGAUCGUAAUGGUGGAAGAUUAGGAGCUGAUUUUGUUGAAAAAGCUCAUUUUGGUGGCGGGGUGUUAAGUAAAGCUGGUGAUGGAGAAUCCAGUCAUCGUAAUUUAAUAGAUAAACUUAUAGCAGAAUCUAAACUGCGUAAAUAUGAAAAAAAACAACUCAAACAAGAAACAACUGAAUUAACUGAACAGUUAGAUAAAGAUUGGAAAGAAUUAAUGCCUGUAGUUCCUACUAAAAAUCGCGGAGAACUAGAUUAUGAAGAUGAACCUCUAGCAAAGAAAAAAGUUGAUAAAAACUCUUAUGAUGUUCUUAUGCGUUCAUUGAAAUUUGAUGCUAGAGGAAUGGCAAGUGAUAAAUUAAAAUCUGAUGAAGUUAUUGCUAAAGAAGAAAAAGAACGUCUAGAAAAACUGGAAGCUGAAAGAAUAAAAAGAAUGAAAGGCGUUGAAGACAAUGAAGUUGUUAAACAUAGAAGUGCUGAUGACUUAGAUGAUGGAUUUGAUUUUGGUGACGAUGAUGUUCAGCCUUUAGCUUAUAACGCUGAAGGUAAACCCCUUAACUGUGGAGAUCUUGUCCCAGUAAAUAAUGAUGAAAUAGAAGAAGAUAAAAAUUCUGAUGAUGCUUCAGAUAAAGAAAUAAACGAAAGAAGUGAUGAAGAUGAUGACAUAAAUGAAGGUGAAGAUCUAAGUGAUAAUGAUGAUGAAACUAAUUUAAAUGAAGAUUCCAUGACUGAUGAUGAUGAAGAAUGUAAUUUGGAUCAUGAUAUGAGUGAUUUAAAAGACGACGAUGAAAAAAAUUUAGAUGAUGAAAAUGUUAAUAUUAAUAAAAAAAAAAAGCAAAAUUCUAACCAAUUUGUACUGAAGUUGAAAGAAAAAAAAGUAACAAUGGAGGAAGCAAGAAAACAACUACCAUUUACAUUUACUAUACCUGAUGAAUAUGAAUGUUUUCAAGAAAUAGUAGAUGGUAAAUCAAUAACUGAUCAAAAUAUUAUUAUUGAGCGUAUGAUUAAAGUCAAUCACCCAAGUUUAGGAAAUAAUAACAGAUCAAAUUUAAUGCGACUAUUCACUUUCUUACUUCAACAUAUUAAUGAUACUUCCAGUUCUCUGGAAGGAUGGAAAAUACUGAAUUUAUUAGUACCACAUUUUUAUGACUUGACUCAAUUUUUCCCUGAAUAUGCUGCAAAAUGUUUUGUUGAAAUAUUAAAAGAGAAGCACUCAGAAUUUGUUGGAUUAAAUUUAAAAAUAAUAAAUCCAGAGAUGCUAUUAUUUUUGAAAUUGGUCCCUUUAUUGUUUCCAACUUCAGACUAUUAUCAUCCAGUUUGUACCUAUGCUGUGUUAAUAGCUUGUGAACUGUUAUGUCUCAGUGUUGUCAAAACAAGAGCAAAUAUCUCUUCAUUAUUAUUAUUGUGUACAAUAUUAUUAGAGUAUGUUCAAUUGUCUAAAAGAUUCAUUCCAGAAGUUAUUAAUGUAUUGAGAGGUAUCUUAGGGAUAGCAGUAAAAGAAGAAAUUCCUGUUGGUUUUGUACAACAGUUUAAGCCAUCUAUGAAAAUGUUAGUCAUCGACUCUAAAGAUAUUCCAACUGACUGGCCAAGAAGAUUAUCAAUAAAUGAAAUUUAUAAUGAAUCGAAUUUUGAUACAGUAUUUAAACUUUCAUCACUAUAUAUUACGCUAGAAUUAGUCUCUAGAUUUAGUCAAUUGUGUAAUAAUAUUCAAAGUAGUCGAGAAAUUUGGUUUCCACACCUACAAAUAAUUAAUGAAAUAAAGAUUGAAUCAGAUAUAUUAAAAAAUCAAAUUGAAAAAGUAAAAAAAGAAUUGCAAAUAAUUAUUAACAAAAAACUUGAAAAAUUACAAACUUUAUCAAACAGACCAAAGGCACUUCGUCUCUAUGAACCUAGAAUUCAAAAAGUAUUUGAUGGACGUACAUUUAAAACACAAUCUAAAGAAAAAGCUGAGAGAACAAAAUUAUUAAAAAGCUAUAAACGGGAAAUGAAAUCAGCUGUUCGUGAAAUAAGAAAAGAUAAUAGUUUCUUAUCAAAAUUGAAGUACCAUGAGCAAGUUAAAAAUGAUGUUGAGAGACGUAAUAAAGUCAAACAAAUAUACAGCUGGGGUGCCUCUCAAGCUCAUGAAAUUAAUAAACUUACUAAAAAGAAAAACAAAUGAAGUUUCUGUUUCUCAUAUGUAAUGUUAUGUGAUUACAAAUUCAAAGAAAAACAUUGUUAUAUGCGUGUUAGGUCACAAAUAUAUAAAAAAAUAACUAUUUGUUUCAUUAAAGGUGACAACUUUUGAAUUAUAAUUUUAGUUAUAAUUAA